Molecule: messenger RNA, 2661 nt
Organism: Megalobrama amblycephala (Wuchang bream)
Lineage: Eukaryota; Metazoa; Chordata; Actinopteri; Cypriniformes; Xenocyprididae
Gene: hdx
Product: highly divergent homeobox
Exons: 11
Coding region: 470-2500 (676 amino acids)
Biological process (GO): regulation of transcription by RNA polymerase II
Molecular function (GO): DNA-binding transcription factor activity, RNA polymerase II-specific; RNA polymerase II cis-regulatory region sequence-specific DNA binding
Source: RefSeq, a predicted model, not a curated record
UUGUAACUUGUAAUCAGCAUCAGUGGUCUUUCUUUUGAAACCUCCCACCCUCACCUAACAGUGGUGGGCGGGGUUGAUCGUGUCAUAACGACGAUUCUGCAUCUCUAUUGGCUCGUGUCAUCUCCGACGUCACGAUCAUGAUUAGAAUUGAUGAUCGGACGUUUUGAUUUCAUUGUCUAGCCAGGGGAUUCGUAAAGAAAUCUGCUGAAUUCGAGGGGGCUGUUGAUUUCUCUACAAAAGAUCUGAGGGGUCCAGACCUGGAGAGUGCAGGAGUGUGUUUGUUUAUAUCAUCUUCCCAAAUACAGCUUCCUUUGCUCACUGAGAAGUCUCGUAAGAGCAGUUAAUAGUGUUGCAAUGGCUGAAAGUUGGUGUGAAUAGAUGUGCACACAACAGUGUGUCUCUGCUAUAUGUUGAGAUUAAUUAUAGCUCAACCGGAUUCCUGGGGUCUCUCUGCACAUCCACCAGAGGGAUGGAAAAAUGGCUGGAAAAGAGGAGCAUUCACACUAUGAACUUGCGGUCUGUAUUUACUGCCGAGCAACAGCGGAUCCUGGAACGCUACUAUGAAAACGGCAUGACCAAUCAAAGCAAGAGCUGCUUCCAGCUCAUCCUGCAGUGUGCUCAAGAGACCAAACUUGACUUCAGCGUGGUUAGAACAUGGGUAGGAAACAAGCGACGGAAGCUGGCAUCAAAGGCAGACCAGAACAGUGCUGCUGCUCAAGUUCUGUCCCAUCAGCACGUUCCUUGUGGAGCUGCUGGGUCACUUGUGGCCGGAUCGGUGUUAACAGCUGAGAUGGCGGCCAUGCGGAGUAUUCAGCGCGGCCCAUCUGUGACCCACCUCCUCCCUCCACAGGCCUCAUCGUCCUCAUCGUCCUCUUCUCCAUCAUCUUCCUCCCCACUCAGUGGUCACAGUGAUGUGAUUUUGACAGGCAUUUAUGCCAACUGCUUCGAUGCUUCUGCUCACAAUAGGACAGGGACGAAAUCAUUGCCCUUCCACACAGAAAUGGAGCUGCCCGCUCACGAUCGUACGGACGUGACUGCACAUCGCACAGCCAUUGCAGCCAGCAUACAGCGGAAAGUCCCCAUCAUCGCCAGCUCUAGCACACUUAAACCCUUAAGCUCUAGAGACUCUGCGGUAAUCGCUUCCAGUUGGGCCAAGCAGUGCAAGACGGCCCAGCAUCCAUCAUGGCCUCAUACCUCGCCCCAGAAAACGCCGAUGACACAUUGCGGUCCUGUAGGUGGUAGUGCUCAUAUUCAGCAUGUUUUCACCCUGGCCGGAUUAGGGGAGCUGUCACAGAGGCCUAUCCCAGGAAGCACUCAAGACACGGUGGUGAGAAAAACAAGGCCAGUUGACGCAUCAGAGAUCUUCUCGAUUGCGAUGGAAACGGCUGACGCUGAUGAAGAGUACUCCAGAGAAGAAGAGCUAGCAAACAUGGCGGUUCAGAUGCACUGCAGUAAAGCCUCUGUGGAUGGUGGGCGGAGCUCCAGCGCAGGUUCCUCUUCCUUGAUUGACAGUCCGGGACUAACAGAGAGGAGCCAUGCAAACUCUGCUCUCUUUGGAGAGAAGGGAUGUCAAACCAGCAGCUCCUUACUGAUCAGAACAUCAUCCCCUAGCACCUUCCCAUUAAAACUGCAGACAUCUUCCAGAAUCCCCUGUCUCAAGGUAAUGAGUAACAUGUCUGCUCCCUGGCUUCAUAGUAACUCCCGGAAAAGAACGCUGCAGGACAGGACGCAGUUUAGCGACAGAGAUUUGUACACACUGAAGCGCUACUGGGAUAACGGCAUGACCAGCCUGGGAUCUCUGUGCAAAGAGAAGAUUUCAGCUGCAGCUGAUGAACUCAGCGUGGACACUGAAAUUAUCAAGACGUGGAUUGGUAACCGCAGAAGGAAGUACCGUUUGAUGGGCAUUGAUAUUCCACCACCUAAAGGUGGGCCGGUCAUGUUCCCAAAUUCAACUGCACCUCAUUCACCUCACAUCCUUGAAGACGACUGUCAGACUCUGGAACUAGGAGAGGCCGGCGAACACAACGAUGCUGUGUCACUCUGUUUGUCUGAUGAUGGAGCCAGUGAUUUUUAUCUGAAAGAAAAUGAUGAUGUGAAUGAUGAAUCAGAUAGUUCCACCCCUGCAAAACAUGUGAAGAUUGAAAUCAUCGAAGAAGAGGAUGAUGAUGAUGACGGUGACAUGUUGACCACAGAGAUGGAACAGAUGCAAAACCUCUUAGAGUUCAAGAAUGAAGAAGUGCAGUUCCUUGAGAAUGAGCUGCAGAACCAGAAACUGAAGUUCUCAAAGCUGAAGAGCUUCACCAAAAGCCUGCUGAUCGCUGUGAAAAACAAAGACAGAAAGAAACAGCAGGAGCUGUUAGCCAGUCUACCUCAGAAAGUGAAUGAGGACUGGGACCUGGGCCUGGAAAACCACAGCAAGUCUGGCGUAGAGAGGCCCACCAUCCAAAAAGAGUCCUCUGUAUCAGAGGAGGAGGGGGACACAGAUCAAAUGAGACUAUAAAUGCAGGGCAGCUUCCACCUCUUCUGUUACUCACAUGUGCCACAUAGUGCCUGUGGAAAUAAACCAAUAACUGUUGGACCCCACAAGUCAUUUUCUAUAGCAUAUCAGACUGCCUUGGCCAGGUCCAGUACUAUCAAAUAAAUGCCACUAAGUCAACACAA